Molecule: messenger RNA, 3378 nt
Organism: Ruditapes philippinarum (Manila clam)
Lineage: Eukaryota; Metazoa; Mollusca; Bivalvia; Venerida; Veneridae
Product: paraplegin-like
Exons: 8
Biological process (GO): mitochondrial protein processing; protein-containing complex assembly
Cellular component (GO): m-AAA complex
Molecular function (GO): ATP binding; ATP-dependent peptidase activity; metalloendopeptidase activity
Source: RefSeq, a predicted model, not a curated record
AAGCUUGGAGCAAGACCACCUACUGGAGCACUUUUAUUGGGACCUCCUGGAUGUGGUAAAACAUUGCUGGCUAAAGCUUUAGCCUCAGAAUGUGAUGUACCAUUUUACUACAUGGCUGCCACAGAGUUCAUGGAUAUGUUUGUUGGUGCUGGAGCAAGCAAAGUACGGAAAUUGUUUCAAAAUGCUCGUGAGAAUGCUCCUUGUAUUAUUUACAUUGAUGAAAUAGAUGCAAUUGGUAGGGUCAGGGGACAGUCAAAUCAGUCAGACGAACAAUUGUUAAACCAGUUACUGACAGAGUUAGAUGGUAUGAAUGAGAGAAAAGAUGUAAUUAUCCUAGCAUCAACAAAUAGAGCUGAUGUGCUUGACAAGGCAUUAUUACGCCCUGGAAGAUUUGAUAGACAUAUAAUGAUAGACCUUCCCACUCUGCUGGAAAGAACAGAGUUGUUUGAGCUAUAUUUAAACAAAUUAAAAUUAAAGAGCCCAGUGUCAACAUAUGCCAAUAAACUUGCCAAACUAACACCUGGUAUGAGUGGAGCUGAUAUUUCUAAUAUAUGUAAUGAGGCAGCUAUACAUGCAGCAAGAGUUGGUAAUACUGAAGUGUCUGCUUCUGAUUUCGAAUUUGCAAUAGAAAGAAUUAUUGCUGGUGAGUUAGAAACUAAAUUCUGGGGGUUCGCCCAAUAUUUUCCAAAAGAGAACCAGCUUUAUUCUAAUGAACAAUUAUUUGAGAUGAUGUGUAUGGCUUUAGGUGGGAGAGUUGCUGAAUCUGUGAUAUUUAAUAGUAUCACAAAUGGUGCUCAGGAUGACUUGACUAGAGUAACAAAGAUAGCUUAUGCUCAGAUAAAAACAUAUGGAAUGAGUAAAACUGUAGGAUUACUAUCGUUUCCGCUGGAUGAUGACAUGGGAAUACGACCUUUCAGCAAAAAAUAUCAGAAUAUGAUUGACAUAGAAGCACAGCAGCUGGUCGGACAGGCGUACAGACGGACAGAGAAAAUAAUACAGGAAAACGUUGAUAAACUACAUAAAGUGGCUAAUCUGUUGUUAGAAAAGGAGACAAUAAGUGCAUCUCAGAUAGAAGAACUCAUUGGUCCACCCCCAUUUGGGAAGAAAAACAUGAUAGAUCCGGAAACAUUAUAUGAUGAUGAAGUUGCUGAAUCUUUGUCUCCCUCAAAGCCAAAAGAUACAACAAAAUCUGUUUGAAAAUCAUGUAUAUAUAUAUAAGAACAUCUCAUUGUUUUUCCUGAACAUGGCAUGGUAUGAUUUUGUAGAAAGGAAACGGUGUUGCGAGUAGUUGUUACAGUAUAAAGGAGUAGGAUCAGUGUUACAGAAAAUCAUCCCACUCUGAAAAACCAGUUCAAACAGUCUAGUUGCGGUUCUUUUAUAUACGACAGAUACGAUAAUUUUAACAUCAUAACACAGUUAUUAACUGUGACAAUAUUCGUAUUUCAGUAUUAACUCUGGUCAUUAUAUUUUGUUUUCCAAUGUUGCUCUAUUCUUACGUAACUCACCUGUUAAUAUUAAUGCAGGAGUUUCAUGAUUAAAUAUCAUUCGACUGCUCACUACAAUUAAGUUGUGUUCUUAAAUCUAAGUUUUUAUCAUAGUUUUGUUGUAACAUACUGUGUGAAAGCCUAACAGUAUGGAGAUAGUACUUUAGGUUUUAUUGUCAUUCUUAGACAGUUACACAAAUUUGCAUUCUUAUUGUUUUGCUGUGUCACUCUGCAUAUAUAAUCUACUGAGUGACUUACCAUGGCUUCCAUUAAUGGAAGUUUUGGAGUCAUUUUCUCCUGUUUUUUUGCUUGUGACUUCCAAUAUACAAUGCUUUUCCUUCUUUACCAACGUAAUGUGACUUCCAAUGUCAGACAUCUUGCAGUCUCCGACUUCCAAAUUUUGUAUUUUAAAAGCCCUGACUUAUACAUUCUUAUACUACCAUUCGUGAUAAGAUAUAGAUCUGUGUAAUAGCUAAGAUAUUAUGAGGUUUGUAUGGUUUAAGUGUAAAAUAUUGUCCAACUGACUUUGUAAGUCAUGAUCCUGCAGAUCUGAAGCAGAGAGAAAAAAGGUUAGAUAUAAAUAAGGUUCAUUGUUUGCUAAUGUUCUAUUGUUCUGCAUAGAAUUUUAAAAUUACAGUGGAGAUGUACAACUUGUAAUUACUUCAAAGCUGCACGCCUCCAGAUAAGCCCAAAUAUUUCAAGAAAAUCAAUAUCGAAAAAUGCUUCAAACUUUUUACAAAGGUAAAGACAUUCAAGAUCCAAGUUAUAUUUUUUAUGUUAUGUGCGGUUUAACACCGAUUUUGCAGUAUUUUAUCACCAUAUUUCUACUGCGUUACUCACACAGUAAGGGCUGUUUUUGCAUAUGUUGACCACUUUUUGAUAAUUUUUAGCUCACCUGUCACAAAGUGACAGGGUGAGCUUUGCAAUUGCCUUUCGUCCGGCAUCCGUCCGUCCGUAAACUUUUACUUUAAAUGACAUCUCCUCAUAAACCACUAAGCCAAUUUCAUCCAAACUUCACAGGAAUGUUCCUUUGGUGGUCACCUUUAAAAAUUGUUCAAAGAAUUUAAUUCCAUGCAGAACUCUGGUUGCCAUGGCAACCGAAAAAAAAAAAACUUAAAAUAUCUUCUUUUAAAAAACCAUGAGAGCUAGAGCUUAGAUAUUUGGCAUGAAACAUCUUCUAGUGAGUGUCUACCAAGUUUGUUCAAAUAAAAGCCCUGGGGUUUAAACUGGCCCUGCUCCGGGGGCCUAUAUACAGGUGAGCGACUUCAGGGCCAUCAUGGCCCUCUUGUCUUGGAUUGUAAGUGCUAAUUGCAAUAUGUAAAUUACUUUAUUUGUUCACCUUGCAUUAUUUGACUUUUAAAUACAUUUCCAAAAUGUUUCAUGAAAAUUAACAUGAAUCUGAAGGCGUGCUGCUUUAAAUGGACACACAAGGUUGAAGGACAGCAACAUCAAAUUACUUCAGGGUAUUCAACCUCUGAAAAAUCUGAUAAAAUGCUGACACUAUGAAACAAGUUUACAGCCAUUCUGUUGGUGGUUCUACUAUAACAAUGUACACUGUCUCAUCAGCAGUAAAGUUGUGCAUAAAAUAUCACAAAUAAUUAUGUGAAUAUUGAAAAACACUAUAAGUUUGUUGAGGACAUCUUAAGAAGGAUUUUUAGAAAGCCUUAGAUACAGAAUUAUGCAUGUAUUAUAAUUAAUGAGAGGAUAGUUUUUUUUUUUUUUUUUGUAAUUUGAGAAAUGUUAUGUUGCUAUAUAUGAAAUAAAAAUAUUUUUUCAUGAAUUAUUAUUCAAAAAUUGCAUUUUUGUCAUUAUAGUAUCUUGGUCUAUAAUAUAUGACAUAAGAUAAACCAUUUGUUGUAAAAUAUUGUUAAUAUGAAUAAACGUCAGAAAUGUU